AUGGAGCCCACCCAGGCAAAUUUCUGCCACCCUUAUCAGCCUUAUUCCAUUCAAUUAGAUUUCAUGAAAGAGCUCUAUCGCUGCAUAGAGGAGAACAAAGUGGGCAUCUUUGAGUCUCCUACAGGCACCGGCAAAUCGCUGAGCUUGAUAUGUGGUGCUUUGACCUGGCUCCGAGAUCACGAGCAUCUGGCGCUGCAAGGUCCGACGGAUGGACAUGAGCCAUACGAUUGGCUUCUGGAGGCUGAAAAGUCUGCUCAACGCCGUGAGCUGCUUCUUGAACGCGAGGAACUUGAGUUGAGACUUGCCACGAUCCGCGAAGAAGAGGCAUCUCGCCGACAGAAGCGAUACGAUGUGAAAGCUUCCAAGAAACCUCGAACCAAGGUUGCAAACAACGAUGACAAGGCUACAGAUGAGGACGAGUUUAUAUUGGAGGACUACAACAGCGAGGGGGAAGAGACAAACGCUGCCAACCACUCAUCGGUCAGCCUUUCCAGCUCAACCCAAGCUCUGCUCGACAAGCUACAGGGCCCAACGAGAACUGAUGUUGAAGAAGAAAAAGAUCGACUUAAGAUCAUUUUUUGCUCACGCACUCAUUCUCAGCUCACCCAGUUCGUGAACGAGCUGCGUCGUGUCAAACCCCCUUCCUCCAUCCGUUCCGAGGCUGCGGAUAUCACGCGCAAGUCUUCGCUUGAAGAAGGGGUGAAACACCUUGCUCUAGGCUCCCGAAAAAACUUGUGCAUCAACCCGAAAGUUGCAAGGCUAUCGUCUACCACCGCAAUCAAUGAGCAAUGCCUCGAACUCCAGAAGCCUGCCACUCCCAAAGACAAAAGGUGUCCCUAUAUCCCCACAAAGGACGACAAAGUCAAGGUUGAUGAUUUCCGAGAUAGAGUGGUUGCUGAGAUACGCGACAUCGAAGACACGAGUCAUCUAGGCAAAGAGAUGCAACUCUGUCCCUAUUAUGCUUCGCGAGCAGCUAUAAGCAUGAGUGAGGUGCUCACGCUACCCUAUCCUCUACUCCUACAGAAGUCCGCUCGUGCAGCUUUGGGGGUCUCAGUCAAAGACAAUGUUGUGAUCAUCGAUGAGGCUCACAAUCUUAUGGAUGCCAUUGCGGACACCUUCUCUAUCUCGUUACGUCUCGGCCAGCUUGAACAAGGUGCUCGACAGGUCACCGCUUACGCAAGUCGAUUCAAGAAUCGCUUGAAAGGGAAAAACCGUGUGUACGUUAUGCAAGUGAUACGGUUGCUGACUUCGAUGAUCGACUGUCUGCGUGAGACGCUGCGAAAAGGAACUUCAGCCCAAGCAACUAUAACAGCUACUCAACUCAUGUCGGGGAAAGGAGUCGAUCAGAUCAAACCCCACAAACUCUUGCAAUACCUGCACGAGAGCAAGCUUUGCCACAAAGUUGAGGGAUACUCUGAGGCGCAGCGAGAUCACAAUGAUUCGAAUCACAGCAAAGGUGCUUUGCUACAUUUUCAAAACUUUCUUAUAGUAUUGAUGAAUCCGGACGAUGAAGGACGAUUCUUCACAAGCCGACAAGAUAACGAUGUCGUCGUCCACUACACGCUGCUCGACCCAAGAGAGCACUUUCGAGAAAUAGUCCAAGAAUCAAGAGCUGUCAUUCUGGCCGGGGGAACUAUGUCCCCUAUGUCCGACUAUUCGGACUAUCUCUUUUCAUAUCUCGACAGAGACAGGCUUCGAACUUUCAGCUUCGGUCAUAUAAUCCCCCCUUCGCAUUUGUUCGCUCAGGCCGUUACAAGGGGAUCUUCUGGCGUUGAGUUCGAUUUCAGGUAUGAAAUGCGUGGCUCUGAAAAAAUGAUUCUUGAGUUAGGAGAGCUUGUUGUCCGGACAUGCAGGAUCGUGCCGGACGGGGUUGUGGUAUUCUUCCCAAGCUACGAUUACCUUGCACGAGUGCUUUCCGUUUGGCAGCACCUUCCAGCUUCUCAGCCGGUAAUGCAUGCGCUGGGUAAGGUUAAGACAAUCUUCCAGGAAUCAAAGUCGGUUGCUGUCGAUGAGCUUUUACAGGAAUAUGCUACUGCGGUGGAUAGCGGAAAAGGAGGUCUGAUGUUGUCAGUCGUGGGCGGAAAGCUUUCUGAGGGUAUCAACUUCUCUGACAAACUCGGUCGAGCAGUACUUGCAGUCGGUCUCCCAUUUCCCAAUGCCAAUGGAGCGGAGUGGAAGGCCAAGAUGGAACAUAUUGAGGGAAUUCGAUACGAGCACUGCAAAGGCCAGGGGAAGGGUGAAGCAGAAUGCAGGGCUGAGGCCAAGAUUGCAAGCAGGGAAUACUACGAAAAUGCAUGCAUGAGAGCUGUGAACCAAAGCAUUGGAAGAGUAAUCAGGCACAGAAACGACUAUGCUGCGAUCCUGAUGGUCGACCGACGGUUCUCAUCGGAGCGGAUAUCGCGCAAAUUGCCUGGCUGGAUUCACGGAAGCAUGAAGGACGGCCUCCGAGACUGGACAGCCAUAGAAAAGGGGAUUCACGUCUUUUUCCGUGGGAAGCAAUGA
Molecule: messenger RNA, 2502 nt
Organism: Fonsecaea multimorphosa CBS 102226
Lineage: Eukaryota; Fungi; Ascomycota; Eurotiomycetes; Chaetothyriales; Herpotrichiellaceae
Exons: 1
Coding region: 1-2502 (833 amino acids)
Biological process (GO): establishment of sister chromatid cohesion; nucleobase-containing compound metabolic process
Cellular component (GO): nucleus
Molecular function (GO): ATP binding; DNA helicase activity; DNA binding
Source: RefSeq, a predicted model, not a curated record